AUGGGCAAGCCCAGUAUUGCCGACGCAAAGGCCAUCAAGCCCACGGGCUUGACGGAGAUUUACGGUCCACACGACGAUGCUACGAUUGAUAUUGUCUUUGUUCACGGUCUGAAUGGCCACCCUCAUGAUACGUGGACUAGCAAGUCCACCGGUUGCUUUUGGCCAACCGACUUGCUUCCUGACGUUCUUGCCAAGCUGCGUCCGCGAAUCCUCACGUACGGCUAUAACGCCAAUGUCGUGACUUUCACCGAUGGCACCUCGCGGGAUACCGUGGUCAGUCAUGCCGAGACCUUCGCCUCCAGUCUGGCGGCAAACCGGAAUCUCCGAGGCUGCUCGGAGCGGCCACUAAUCUUUAUCUGCCAUUCGUUGGGCGGCCUCAUUGUGAAACGUGCCUUGAUCUACUCCCGGAGUCUCUCAAACGAGAAGACUGAGCAUCUGCGUGCAAUAUACGUAUCGACCUUUGGCAUUCUCUUUCUCGGAACACCUCACAACGGGUCUGAUAUCGCGAAAUGGGGCCUGUUGCUGCAAAAUAUCUGCAACGCUGUUCUGCCGAAGAAGAUUAUGGAAUCGUCUUCGCAGCUUAUCAAGGCCCUGCGGACAAACAAUGAGACUCUUCAGCAUAUCAACAGUCUAUUCGUCGAUAUCAUGGACCGCUUCCACAUCUACUUCUUCCAUGAGACCCGAUCCACUGAUGUGCGUGGUACUCGAGAGGUGAUCGUGGACGAGUACUCGGCUGCGCCGUACAUGGCGGGCGUCGAGCGUGCGGGAAUAGAAGCCGAUCACAGCCAUAUGUGCAAGUUUGACGAUGAGAACGCCCCAGGCUAUGAGGUUGUAGCAGAAGCUGUUCUGCGGUAUUCAUCCCAGGCUCCUGCUGUUAUCGCAGAUCGCUGGGUGGCAGAGAAGAACUUUCGUGUUCAAGAAAAGAAGAAUAAAGCGAGAGAGAUUUAUGACGCAAGGGUAGAGGACCCCCCGAAUCGAAGCAUGCCCGACUUGAACAGAACAGGUAGGGCUCUCCCUGCACCGGAAGAGAUUGUCACGUUGAGGGACUAUGAGAUUGAGGAGCCUGCUUAUCGAGAGGUUAUGGACCCGGCCGUUUAUGAUGAAUUACGCGAAUAUCUACCAUCUUUGCCGCGUGCGCCUGCCACUGAAGGCAGGAACUCCCCAGUAUCAGAUUUGGAGAAUAGUGGAAUACUCCAGCUUUCGCGCCAUUCUAUCAGAGAUCAGCCUCUCUUUGUGGCCCCCCCGGGCUUUCAUCCCAAUGAUACGUUCUUCGGAAUGAAGAAAGAGCUCGAAGUGCUCCACGUUCGCUUGUUCAAAGCGAAGGCGCGUCUAGAAAAUACAAUGUCUGUUUUAAUCUUUGGCGUCCCAGGCGCUGGGAAGACACAUCUAGCGCGCCAGUACGUGUUCGCUAAGCGCGACUGCUACCCUGGUGGGAUCUUCUGGGUCGACGCGAAGUCUCGCGAGUCCUUGUAUAAGUGCUUCUGGGAGAUUGCGCAAGCAGCCACACUGGUCGAGCCUAAGCUCUCUCCUGCAUAUCAUGAAACACAGAGAUACGUGAACGCGGUUCGCAGCUGGCUCCAGUCCCGAAAAAAUUGGCUCCUGGUCUUCGAUGGUAUGACGUUUGAUUACGAUGAAGAUAUCAACAAGUUCAGAGAUAUCUUGCCUUGGAGCAAGCAAUGUAGUAUUCUCUACACUUCAGUUGACAAAACGCUUCGGAAAAAGGCACGAUUGUACGAACCUUACGGCCUGGAGAUCUCGCCUCUGCAUGUGGAAGACGCUUGCAAGCUUCUGUUCAAGGAUCUGGGAAUCAAAAUACCGACACCCCGGCAAAAAAGAAAGGCCAUCCGUAUCGUGGAAUACUUCGAAUGUCUGCCUUUGGCGAUCCGUGCCGUUGGACAUCGUCUCAAGGCAACGGGUAAACCAAUCGAAAAAUAUCGGUUUAAAUCCCAGCUUACCGACAAGAAGCUUGCGGAGCCAUUUUUGGGUAUCAUGGGUGAUCUGUUUCGAUUGCAGAAAAGUCAGGCGCUGCAUUUGAUCAAUCUUCUCUCGUUUCUCGGCCACCAGGUACCAGUAGGUCUUUUGGAUCUUGGCCGAGUUGCUAUGACCAACGAGAACCUGGAGAUCCAGACCAGUGCCCAACUAGGCGAUGAACCUGAUCUGGAUACCACUCUGGGGACACUUAUCCGCCAUGGGCUGAUCGAGCGGACUUCCGCCAGCGGGAUUCUCGGGACGAGGUCUUUCGUGCAACCUUGUGAUGACGAUGAUGGGAGCCCAGAAGCAAAGAAGGCACUUGAAACCUCCCACUCUUCCACGGAGAGCAGCCAAGAAGAGCUUUUCUCGAUGUACCAACAUCAAUCGGCGGUUGAUGUCGUCAAGAUCCACAGCGUGGUGCAGGGAUUCUGCCGUGAUGAGUUGCGCAUCAGAGACGAAGAGAGCAAGGGUAUCAUGAACCCAAGUGACCCUGGCUGUUACGAUGCUUGGUUGAUUGUUGCCACUCGCUUUCUCACCACCUCGUAUGAAGCCGCCGUUGAACGCAUGGCUCAGGACGAAACGUGCGGCCUUGUCCGUGACCACCGUGAGUACGAGACACAUGCCUCACGGCUCCUUGAGUUGUUUCCAAAGAAACCGGCCAUGAAUUCACACCCACACAUUGUUGGCGUGACACGAGAUGGUUUGCGGAAUUUAAUGAAAACCAUCAGCAGGGAAAUAGAGUCCCUAUCUCCGAGCUCCUCGCAAGAUUUCACACGGCAAAGGUCCGUGUUUGACCGUUCAAGUAGCUCUUCGUCAUCGUCCCCUGGUUCUCCGACGGAAGCAGAAGAUGUAUCGCCGCGCCGGGACACAUUCGACUCGAGUGCUCCAGGGUCACCUCGAGCGGAACCCCCCGAGUCCGACCAACUGGCUCAGCCAGCUCCGCGCUUUGCAAUCGAACUAUUCCCACCCCAUGUGUUCAAUCAGGCUGGAACUGACGAUGAAUCAGAAGAGGGCUAUGAGUCCGAUGCAGAAGUAAUAGCGGAGGGAAUGCCCGGAAUGCAGAUAAGCCACACCACGGAGAAACCAGAUGAACCACCUCCCCCGCCGAUCUCUCCGCCAGCCAGUGGUUUGUCCGAAUGGCAUCUGGUCGAUCGAGAUUCCAAGCGAAUGUCAGGCAACGAGGACAAACAGAAGCAACGCAACAAGGGCCUGCGACCGUUCCGAUGUGGCCAAUCGGACACGCCAUUGGUGGGGCUCUCUUCGGUUCAUGGAAAAGGGUCAACAAGUCGCACAUCUGCAAAGGAGAUAGGGAACUCGUCGGUGUUCGCCUCACAGGCCAAACAGGCGCUGGCAGCAGUGCGUCGGUCUAGUAACCCUCAACUGCCCCCUGAAGCUCCAGAGGCUGUAUCGAAUAAAGAAAACAAGCCAACAUAUGCGAAUGUGGCAUCCCGCCAGAUACUCAAGGCAGAGUCUGCACCGAUGCGCCCACCAUCUGCUCCUAUCAUCCGGACUGUGGACUCAGCAAGUGGCUUGCAGGUGAAACUCUCUACUGAGUCUCUCGACAGUGAGGUGCUCAUCCCCAUUUUGUCCCCGCCUUCCCAUGGGCUAGACAACGAAACGAGGAGCGAGUCUCUGGGUCGAUCGACCUUCAGUGACCCGGAAUCUUUCCAUGGAUACUAUAGCGGUCCUGACUUUCACACUGCACCUGGAAGCCGGAGUGAGUCACGGCGCGGCUCCUUGGCACCUCUCGAGGUUCCAUCACUUAUGUCUGCAAGUGUGCCGUGUCUCAUUCCAUAUCAACAGCGCUCUUCAUACGAUGAGAAAAUCCCCGUCGCCUCUCCCAGUCGCAGAGCAUCGGCCCAGCUAUCACCAUUCAUCCAAUCACGACCCUUGAGGCCCUCUCCAGCACCUGCUCAUCCAUCGGCCAUUAUGCCAGGACCGUUAUCUCGACCGCUUCAACCCAACAUGACAGUGGGAUCUGCACAAGAGCAGACGAUACCAACUCCUGAGCCGUCGGCGCGUAACUCGCCGGGGUACUCCCCGCCAUCAUGGAGCAUAGAGCCGGAGCGACAUCCGGGGCAAUUCUCACCACCAACUCCGGGCUUCCAAGGAACCCCCGAGGCGGUCCCCGGUGUGUCAAGGAUGCAACAGCAGCAGCUCACCACCGGGCCCACUAUCUGGACUGUCAGGAGACAGGAAACGCCUAAUGCGACCCAGCCCGAUUCGAUGUACCUCGGUUCCCCAACAGAACACGGCUCAUUGGAUGAGCGAGUAAAUACGAUCGACCGCGGCUGGGCCCCAGCAGCUGGCUCCCCGACAGAACUCGGCUCAUUGGACGAGAUUGUGAAUACGAUUGACCGCGGCUGGGCCCCAGCAGCUGGCUCCCCGACAGAACUCGGCUCAUUGGACGAGAUUGUGAAUACGAUUGACCGCGGCUGGGCCCCAGCAGCUGGAUCCGGGCAAUUCAUACACUUCGGCGGACACCGCGUUGAUGUUCGAGAAGCACGGCAAAGGAGGUAUGGUUUAGUCCAACAUGAGGGCCAAGUCCAUGUCUCCCCAUCCCCGCCGAUAGUAUGGAGGCGUCGACGUCGACGGGGUAGGAGCUCACCCGCGCGUCCUGAUUUGGCUGGUCCGGAGCUACCGAGUGUAUCGAGUUCGUGGUGGUGGUGA
Messenger RNA from Penicillium bovifimosum, 4641 nucleotides. RefSeq lists its product as uncharacterized. The coding region runs from base 1 to 4641 and encodes 1546 amino acids. The transcript has 4 exons. NCBI's taxonomy places the organism in Eukaryota, Fungi, Ascomycota, Eurotiomycetes, Eurotiales, Aspergillaceae. Gene Ontology annotation, molecular function: ADP binding. The record is from RefSeq and is a predicted model, not a curated record.